Apaloderma vittatum (bar-tailed trogon) is the source of this 1077-nucleotide messenger RNA. RefSeq names its product G protein-coupled receptor 182 (gene ACKR5). The record is from RefSeq and is a predicted model, not a curated record. Gene Ontology annotation, biological process: G protein-coupled receptor signaling pathway. Gene Ontology annotation, molecular function: G protein-coupled receptor activity. NCBI's taxonomy places the organism in Eukaryota, Metazoa, Chordata, Aves, Trogoniformes, Trogonidae. Gene Ontology annotation, cellular component: membrane.
AUGGCUGAGACAACCCCUGCCCCCACGGAGACGCACACUGCCCUCAGCGAGUACGGGGACUACCACAACCUGUCCGAGCUCUUCCACCUCCUGAACUACACCUACACCUUCUGCGAGUUCAGCCUGGAUGAGAACGUGAAGCGGGUGAUCCUCUUCAUCCUUUACCUGGUCAUAUUCGUGGUGGGCUUGGUGGAGAACCUCCUUGUCAUCUGGGUCAACUGGCAGACACGGGGCAACAAGAGCUUGGUCAACCUCUACAUCAUCAACAUGGCCAUCGCCGACCUGGGCGUGCUGCUCUCGCUGCCCAUCUGGAUGCUGGAGGUGAUGCUGGAUUACACCUGGCUCUGGGGCAGCUUCCUCUGCCGCUUCACGCACUACUUCUACUUUGCCAACAUGUACGCCAGCAUCUUCUUCCUCACCUGCCUGAGCGUGGAUCGCUACGUGUCCCUGACCAGCUCCUCCCUCUUCUGGCGCAAGCACCAGCACCGCGCGCGCCGCGUCAUCUGCGCCUGCAGCUGGGUCCUGGCAGCGGCGAUCCCGUUCCUGGAGGUUGCUCACAUGCAGCUGGUCAACACCGGAGAACCGAUCUGCAUCUUCAUGGCCCCCUUUGAGACCUACGAUGAGUGGGCGCUGGCGGUGAGCUUGGCCACCACCACCAUCGGGUUCCUCAUCCCCUUCCCCAUCAUCACCGUUUUCAACGUCCUGACGGCCCGGUUCAUCAAGCGCACUAAGCCGGAGAGCAGGAAGCACUGCCUGCUCAUCUACGCCUACAUCGGUCUUCCCUUCCCCCCGAUGCUCCCCUUGCUCACCCUCGGCGGCAACCACAUCAUCCUCCACUGCACCUUCGCCCACUUCCUCUACUUCUUCUACGACGUCAUAGACUGCUUCACGAUGCUCCACUGCGUGGUCAACCCCAUCCUCUACAACUUCCUCAGCAAGAACUUCCGCAGCAAGCUCAUCUCCGCCGUGGUGAAGUACAUCCCCAAGGAGCAGGGCAGCCCGAAGGGCGCAGACAAGUCCUCCUCCAGCACGCAGCACUCCAUCGUCAUCGCAAAGGACAACGGCCCCCCCAAUUAA